Molecule: messenger RNA, 4275 nt
Organism: Notolabrus celidotus (New Zealand spotty)
Lineage: Eukaryota; Metazoa; Chordata; Actinopteri; Labriformes; Labridae
Gene: clint1a
Product: clathrin interactor 1a
Exons: 12
Coding region: 246-2189 (647 amino acids)
Biological process (GO): endocytosis
Cellular component (GO): clathrin vesicle coat; endosome; plasma membrane
Molecular function (GO): clathrin binding; phospholipid binding
Source: RefSeq, a predicted model, not a curated record
ACUUACUGUACCAAUGGAGGUGUCUGACUUGUAAACUACAACUCCUAUGCUGCUUUGUUUGAUGACGUUACAGGAGCAUUUCCCGUAGUAACCUUUCAGUCUGCCUGGUGGUGCGUUUGCGCCUCCUGUCUUGAACGAGAGGUGAAGAAGAGUUUACUUUCCAGAGUUCAGGGUUUGGUUGGUAUCGGUGUUUGCCUGGAGUAAAGGGUUUGCUAAGGCAGAAAGCCCCUCUUCACGGAGCCAAGAUGCUGAACAUGUAUAAGGUUAGGGAGUUGGUGGACAAAGCGACCAACGUAGUAAUGAACUACUCAGAGGUUGAGACUAAAGUCAGAGAGGCCACCAAUGAUGACCCUUGGGGACCAUCAGGACAGCUGAUGACUGAAAUUUCAAGAUGCACGUUCAUGUACGAGCAGUUCCCAGAGGUGAUGAACAUGCUGUGGGCCCGCAUGCUGAGAGAUAACAAGAAGAACUGGAGGAGAGUCUACAAGUCCCUGCUGCUGCUUUCACAUCUAAUCAAGAACGGAUCAGAGAGGGUCGUCACCAGCGCCAGAGAGCAUCUGUAUGACCUUAGAUCAUUAGAAAGCUACCACUUCGUAGAUGAGAAUGGGAAAGAUCAAGGUGUGAAUGUUCGUCAGAAAGUGAAGGAGAUGGUAGAAUUUGUGCAGGACGACGACAGGCUCAGGGAAGAACGGAAAAAGGCAAAGAAGAACAAAGACAAAUAUGUCGGUGUGUCCUCAGACAGCGUGGGAUACAAUAGUUACUCGGGGGACAGGUACGACUCCGCCGAUAACAAGCGGGACAAGUGGGAUGAUGACUGGGAGAAGAAAGGGCAAUUUCCCUUCAGCGAGAAGCUGGGCGAGAUCAGCGACAAAAUCGGCAGCACCAUUGACGAUACCAUAAGCAAAUUUAGGAAAAAGGAAAGAGACGACUCGCCGGAUCGAACUAGUGACAAUGAGGAUGACCGGAGUCGCUCGUCUCACAAUGGCCAGUCAGGCAAAGGCUAUAAAGAUGAAGAGGAGACCGUUACCACCAAGAGUGUACACAUAGUCCAAGCAACAGAGACCACAGCAACACGGAAGAGAGGAGGGGUCCCAUCUAAGAAAGUAGACUUAGGGGCCGCAGCCAACUACACAGGAGGCCAGAGCCCAAACACCACCACCAAACAGCCUCAGCCAGCAGCCCCUCAGCCUGCCAGUGCUGGCCUAGUCGACCUCCUGAUGGUUGACACAACACCAAGCAAGCCUGCUGCCACAGACCUGAUCGGUGGGUUUGCUGACUUCUCCUCGCCUGCUGCCUCCGUCGGCCUGUCCUCAGGAACUGCAGCCCCAGCCUCGAGUAGCAAUGGAGACUUUGGAGAGUGGAACGCCUUCCCUGGAGGUCAGAUGCCAGCUUCAGCUCAACCUGCUGACAACAGUGGGAAUGACCUUUUUGGAGCCAUGACAACAGGUCCUGCUUUGGCCCCUGUUUCUGCACCAGUUUCAGCUCCAGGCUCUGGUCCUGCCUCGGCUGACCUGUUUGACUUGAUGGCGCCUACUCAUUCUCUCACCUCCUCCCAGAGCCUCAACUUCAGCAUGAGCAGCACACAGAGCAUGAGCACCACUGUCCUGCCCCAGUCUAUGUCACAGCCCUUUCAGAACAUGGGGGGUCCUUUACAACCACAGUCUGUCAUGUCCCUCCAGCCGCUGCAGCCUGGAAUGGCCCCUCAAAGUGCCGGAGCCAAAGCAUCCGUCCCCUCCACCUGGUCGGACCCUUCAGUUAACAUCAGCCUGGACUUCCUGGGUCCAGGAAUGCAGCAACCCAAGCAAAGCCAGCCCACACUCAACACCCUCCAACAAGUCAACCCGGUACCUGCCAGUCUGCUCUCCCAGGGAUUCUCCGGUAUGAGCCUUGGAACUACAACAGUCAGACCACCUGUAAAUCCUAUGAUGAACCCCAGUGCUGGCAUGGGCAUGGGCAUGGGGAUGGGCAUGGGCAUGGGGAUGGGGAUGGCCCCCAACCAGGGCAUGAUGGGGAUGGCCCCCAACCAGGGCAUGAUGGGGAUGGGAAUGGGCAUGAACAUGGGGAUGCCACAGGGAGGUAUGACCAUGGGAAUGCCCUCGGCUAUGGGUAUGGGAAUGGGGAUGAACCCUGCAAUGGUCCAACAGCCCAAACAAGAUGCCUUUGCUGACUUUGCCAACUUUGGAAAAUGAUGGAGGUGGAGAGCUAAGAUAAUCUGGUGGAGCGGUAUCAGCCUCUCUAUUUCUCUCUCUCUCUCUCUCUCUCUCUCUCUCUCUCUCUCUCUCUCUCUCUCUCUCUCUCUCUCUCUCUCUCUCUCUCUCUCUCUCUCUAUCCGUCCAUCAGUGAAGGACUGUUAAGAGCUGCAAACAAAGAGUACUUGAAUAAUAUCAACUAUCACAUACCAACACCCUGCAAUCUCCUUGAUUUUUUUUUUUUAAAUAAUGCUGUGUAGUGAUAUGGAUCUAAAUGAAUGUGUGUUUGAACCAAUGAUCAGUCUGCUCUGGGGUAAAGGUCAGACACACACUGAUGACUGUGCCUCAUUGGUUGUUCACCAGUCACUGAGAGGAGGGAAGAGUGAAUGUUGGAGAUUUGCUUUAUAACCUCAAUCAUGUCAAAUCACCAGAAUAGCAAAAAAUAUAUAUCCGUAGCUGCAUAAUUAUUUUUGAGAUGUAUUCUCAGUAACUUUACUGGAUGAUUACUUUGAGUAACAUGAUCAGCCAUUUUAACUUUCUAAUGUACAUUGAAGAAUGUCAAGUUACCUCUUUUUUGUCCUUGCUCUUCCUUUAACCUGUAAAUAGAGAUCUGAAGCCCACACAGAUAAGUUAUGAAGUUCUAAUGUGAGAGGAAGUGACCGUGUGAAGAGUUGUAUCAUACAGACCAAAUCUGAAAUGAAUAAGACCUAUAACGGAGCACAUUGACACCUUCUCUUUGUACAUACGUGUCCACACACUCCAAACGUGGCCUGUCAGUGCUACAGUUCAUGAAUGAGUGUUUGGAUUGAAGGCGGUUGAUUAAUUUGAGGAGCUUCUCCUUUAAACGACCAUCAUUUGUGGCCUUUCUUAAUGCUAAAUAUAUAUUAUAUUUUACUUAUGAAGAUUAUAACCAGUUUGCAUCCAAAUGAGAUAAUCAGUAGGUAGAAACAGCCUCACGUACAGGUUGUGGGUUCCUUGUAACAGUGCCUGAAAGACCUUUUCCCUCUUCAGUUAACCUCUGUGAAGGAGACAAUGUGACUGUGCAGUGUUGAUGACAGAGCUUCAGUACGAUGUACAAACAUGUUUGUACUUAUGCUUCAAGCCAAGCAUACUGUUCGUCCACAUAUCAAAUGCAAACGUAUAAUUAUUUCACCUGAUCUGUGUGUGUCCCACACACAUUUUUCUUUUUCUUACUCUAGUCAAGAGAGAGAAGCUCAUCUCAAUUGAACACCUCAAGUGUUGGUGCAGACUGUUAUUGACAUUGUAUCAUGCAUCUUUGUUGUCUGUUAAAUGUUCACCAUGUGUCUUGGUAAAAGCUGCCUUCUCACCUUCCAUCAUUUCUUUUGAUACACAUGAAAAAAAACAGCGGUUCAAAUCAGUGUUGUCGCAGUCAUAGCCAUAAUCACCAUCCUCAUCAGUCUGCAUGUGUUGCUCAUCAUAAUGAUAAUGUGAGAGGAAGCACUUUCAGUUAGCAGCAGUCUGCACACACCCAGUAUGUCCUAGUGUUUGGAUGAGGAUGUGUUGUGGGACAGCACACCAUGGACAAUCCCAUUCAGCCGUACACCGUGUACCUGACCUGUGAGACGUACAAAGCAUUGCUCUUCUGUGGUUCAAGUGCCUGCCGAUGGUUGCCUCCUGACCCUUGUAAUAAGUGAUUGAUAAGUGACUCUUGGCUGCCUGACAUUUUGAGUUUGUCAACGAUCAGAUAAAUAAUUCACUGACUAGAGGAGGACGGUGGAUUGUGCAGCGCCAGGAGGAUUGAAGUUGUGCUUUCCUGCUCUCCCAAGGGCUCAAGAGGCUGAGCACACUAACACAUAGUAGCCUUGCGUCAGAGUCUGAAGCAUUAAAAUGACCAAAAUCUGUUUGCUGUUUUUCUAAAAUAUAUCAGUAGAGGUUGUCUUAUGCAUUUUUUCUACUUCCAAUUGUUUUGAUUUUCUUGACAUUAUGGGAUUGUUACUGAAACACUAGCAUAUGCAAAUGUAUAAAAAAGAAACCCUUUGAGAGAUUUGAUUUUUGCAUUAUUCCCAUUUUGAUUUAAUUUACAUAUCAAGAUUCUUUAUCUACGACAUUAAACAGUUGAUUGAAA